AUGACAACCAAAACAAAGCCCUUUUCUUCAUACAAAAUAAAUAGCAUUACUACUAAUCCUAAUAUUACCAACAGUAAUGCUAGUAUUAGUCCCGCUACAUACAGGCUUGUAAAAACUUACAACUCUGAAGACUAUGAUGACUCGAGUCACACGCAACUGUUUUUCAGAUUACCUGACGAAGAAUAUCAACAACGUAACAAUUACAUCGCUCUACUCAACACGCCUCCAACGUAUUAUCGUGAAGUGAUAAAACCGGAUGAACGACAUAAUAUUUUUUGGUUUAAUGAAGCAUUAAUGUCUGUUUCAGGGCGAAAUACAGCGCCAUUUUCUCCGCCGCAGCCGACGACUCCGACGACAAGUGACAACAGAUCCACUAUAAAAUCUCGCAUAACAAUAUCAUCCAGAACACCUAAAACAAUUUGGAGCAUUGAACCACCCAAAAUAAAACGCUCUAAAAUACUGAGAAAACCACGGAGACCAAACCGAUUUACCAUCAAAUACGUCCCAACUGGAUCCGUUUCUACGUUUAAGAAACAAACCAAUGAUAAUGAAUCAUCUUCGUCAUCAACAAUAGAAUAUUAUGGUGAUGUUAUUACACCAUUUGAUAAUACAUGUUUACAACGAUAUAAAUGGGUAAAAUCGUUGGAAUCCAAAAAGAAAUGUGAGAAUAAAUGGACUUUUGUUGCAUGCAACGAUCCAAAAACACCCCUCGCAGAAUUUCGAUCUUCAAACGUCGAAAACGAAUUCGACAUUGUAUUUUUCGGACAAGCACCAAUUGGCUGGAAUCCCAAUAUUGCUGAUCGAUUAUCACGAUUCUCUGGAUUAUCCGGUGGCCGAGCCUCGGAUUUUGAAUCAUCACUUAGUAAUCGUGAGUCGACGCACUCAUCAUUGUGCUCAUUCACCUCUACAAUCUCAAAUGUAAAGUCGAAAUAUAGUUUCCCAGUCAAUAGUUACAAUAUUAUAGCAGAAGAUGACGGAAGAUAUUGGCAAGAGUACAUUUUGGCUAGUACUGUCGCGAUUCAGGAUGAAGUGACUAGUAGUAAAGUUAGUUUUAAUAAACGAAUACGAAAGUUUUUUGGGUGA
Molecule: messenger RNA, 1083 nt
Organism: Ambispora gerdemannii
Lineage: Eukaryota; Fungi; Glomeromycota; Glomeromycetes; Archaeosporales; Ambisporaceae
Source: the annotation of a GenBank genome assembly